AGCAUUGGUCAGCCAGCGUCUUGACCUUCAGCAUCCCAAAAUUAUAUUCCCGGAGCAGUGGUAGAUCUCCUCGCGCUCUUGCACAGUCAACAACCCAGUAUGGUGGACGUUCUCUGCAGCCGCGAGGCUGUAGAGGACCUCAUUGAGAGACAGUGGGUCCCUUUCGACGUCAAGGACAAGGGCAAGGCGAAGCCGGAGGAAUAUGUCAACACCUUCUCGCAGGAUCUCAUCAGCAUAUUUGCGAACGGUCCAGAAGUACACGGCAUCCAAGGUCAUCUCGCCUCAUACAGACAGCUUUAUGAGAACCUCUGCUACGUCCGGCGCGAUGUCAAUUCCUACGAUGUCAUAGGUGACAAGAUAUAUAUGGAGUUCACAACACUGUUGAUAUUGUCUAGUGAUCCGGAUCAGCAGCUAAUUGCAAUACGGGGCUGCAAUGUCAUUCAAGUGGCAACAUCGGGACGGGACAAAAAUCUCAUUGUCAGAGUUCAUGGGUACUACGAUGUUGGACCAGCAUUUGACCGGUUGUUUCAGCUGGGCGAGGCAGCCUCAGAGGAGCCAUUUUACUAGUCAUGUACUAAUGGAGACUUCUGGUUUGUUUCAGCACCAUUCGCCUACGGUCGCAGGUGGUCGAUGCGGCGAGCAGAGCGCUUUGCCGAUUGAGUGACACGAUUUGAGAAGAGCAACAGCUUUACAUUCAGACGAAUCUUUU
This is a messenger RNA of Microdochium trichocladiopsis, 709 nucleotides long. RefSeq lists its product as uncharacterized. The transcript has 3 exons. The record is from RefSeq and is a predicted model, not a curated record. The coding region runs from base 100 to 567 and encodes 155 amino acids. NCBI's taxonomy places the organism in Eukaryota, Fungi, Ascomycota, Sordariomycetes, Xylariales, Microdochiaceae.